AUCGGGACGUGAAUCUCUCGUUUCCUCACUUCCCCCCUCUCCUUCUAUUUAACCCUUCUCCUCCUCAGUAUUCAUUUACCCAGAUCCCAAAAAAAAAAAAAAAAGAAAAAACCGAAUUUCGCGAAUCCGAACCCUAAUCUCGAUUCGAGAACGAUCGGAUCCGAUCAUCGUCUUCGUGCUCUUCGAUCUCGCGCGGCGGCGAGGCGAUGGCGGAGGGGGCGGCGACGUCGUACGUGAAGCUCACCAAGGAUCAGGAUGCGCCCAUGGAGGAGAUCCGCCCCGGCGAGCUCAACCAACCCGUCCGCGUUCCCGAGUUGGAGGUCCGGAGGUGCCAUGAGUGCGGGCAGCCACUUCCGGAGAGCUAUGAGCCACCAGCGGAUGAGCCCUGGACGACAGGGAUUUGUGGGUGCGCGGAGGAUACUGAGAGCUGCUGGACUGGAUUGUUCUGUCCUUGUGUUUUGUUCGGGCGCAAUGUUGAGAGCCUCAGAGAGGAUAUCCCUUGGACACAGCCAUGCAUUUGCCACGCAAUAUUUGUUGAAGGAGGCAUGGCGCUUGCAGCUGCCACAGCAAUCUUUCAUGGCAUCGAUCCAAGGACCUCUUUUCUGAUUGGAGAAGGAUUAUUGUUCGCGUGGUGGAUGUGCGGCAUAUACACUGGUCUCUUCAGACAGUCUUUGCAGACGAAAUAUCAUCUCAAGAACUCUCCAUGCGAUCCUUGCGCGGUCCACUGCUGCAUGCAUUGGUGUGCAAUCUGCCAGGAGCACCGGGAAAUGAAGGGACACCUCUCCGAUAAUGUCGUCAUGCCGAUGACCAUCAUCAACCCACCUGCGGUGCAAGAAAUGAACGUGAACGAGAAUCGCGAGUCAGCGGGAUCUGAGAACGGCGUCCACAACCAGCACACUGAAGUCGAGAUUCAGCCUUUGUAGUGAAUGCAACAUUUCUGCCUAAGGUCAGGUUCUGAUCUUAGCAUCACAGUUUACUUGGCUUAUUUUCCCCGGCUUCUGAUUAUAUCUUAGUUUCCUGUAGAUUUUGGUAAUUUUUCAAUGCGGAAGUCGAUACACUACAUCAUUUUUUGGCACCAAUUUGAGUCAUCAAUUGUCGUCGGAUUUAUCAUUUCGUGUUUUACAGAAUAAGAAAUGAAAAUUACUAUAUUUAGUUUCCUGUCACUAUUUCUAAGGAGAACUUUUAUACUUGCUAGGUCAUCGUUUUUGUAUAAGAAAGAAACAUGACAAGUAAACAUCUCUGAGGGUCGGAGAAAUGUUUGAUUAUUCAUCUUCAACAAGCAAAUAUUUUGAUUAUCA
Molecule: messenger RNA, 1298 nt
Organism: Ananas comosus (pineapple)
Lineage: Eukaryota; Viridiplantae; Streptophyta; Magnoliopsida; Poales; Bromeliaceae
Product: cell number regulator 6
Exons: 4
Coding region: 207-923 (238 amino acids)
Source: RefSeq, a predicted model, not a curated record